CUUGACGAAAACAAAGAUCUUUAUAUAUAUCUUAUCAUAUCACAGACGUGUGGUAUCAAGAAGUGGCGUUUUAGUAACAAACAAUGUAAACAAUUGAAUAUCAUUUCAAUAAAUUGUUAUUAAAAAAAUGUCUUCGCACACUAUACCGAUAGUCGAAGAAUUAGCUAAGGACUACGCAAAUUAUUUAAAACUAGAUUUAUCCAGUCAAAUGAAGAAUUUUCAUGAUGCAAUCGAAGAUGUAAUGAUGCGUUUAGAAGAGUUUCAGUCAAUUAUUGAAAUGGUUCAGUCUGAAAAUAGUCAAUGUACCGAUCAACAUAUCCCAAAACUACAAGACAUGCAACAAGAGGUCAUAAAUCUUAGUAGACGAAUAGAUGCUUUAGAACAUGUUAUUGCGAUGAUUAAUGUAAAUCUAACAACAUUAGAAGCUGCUGUUGAUAAUGCAGAAGCUGAAUUAGGAAUCUCUGAUAGAUUAUUUGGAAUGUUAAAUCGUUUAUCUUUCUUUAAAAAAACCCAAGAACCUGUGGUACCUAAUAAAUUAUCAAUGUACGAGCCUCCAACAAUUUAUAGAACCAAUGACUAUUUUAAGAGUGAAUGAAUAAAAUACUUUAUUUUAUAGAGAUAUAUAAUAGAUUUAUCAAUUAUUUUCAUACAUUAAUAUAUGCUACAUUUUGAAGAAAAUCUUCAAUAUUUAAGAGGUGUGUAUUAUUAAAUGAAUUUCGCAUGUUUCUGUUAUAGAUAUGAAAUAAAAAUUAUUUUAGUACGUAUUGUGUUAUGAUUGUUUUCAGAUAUAAAAUGUUUUCUGACAUAAAAUGUUACAGAUAAAUGUUCAUUAAUGAAUCAAAUAAAAUUAUACCUUGAAUUUA
Messenger RNA from Bombus huntii, 863 nucleotides. RefSeq names its product biogenesis of lysosome-related organelles complex 1 subunit 4 (gene Blos4). Gene Ontology annotation, cellular component: BLOC-1 complex. Bases 128 to 595 code for a protein of 155 amino acids. The record is from RefSeq and is a predicted model, not a curated record. Lineage: Eukaryota; Metazoa; Arthropoda; Insecta; Hymenoptera; Apidae. The transcript has 4 exons.